Molecule: messenger RNA, 2679 nt
Organism: Podospora pseudopauciseta
Lineage: Eukaryota; Fungi; Ascomycota; Sordariomycetes; Sordariales; Podosporaceae
Exons: 3
Coding region: 368-2653 (761 amino acids)
Molecular function (GO): ATP binding; ATP hydrolysis activity
Source: RefSeq, a predicted model, not a curated record
UUUGAGUGCUGUUGGUGCCGGGACAGAAAUGCGCGCGGGGCAGCAGCGUGCCGUCAGUGUCCAUGCAGUUGUGUCUCACUUGUGUUGGAACAGCUCAUGAUCACCAACACUGACUGGCCCGGAAAGGCAGUGAAGCAGAAAACCGACACCUGCAAUCGUGCAUCUCACGCCGACAUCGAGAGAGAGCGCAGACUCUAUGUGUUUAAGAGAGCCCGAUUCCUCACGACUACCAUCGCAUCUUAUCUCUAAGGGCAUUCAGCCAUUGUGUGCCCUUGAUAUCGAGGUUUUUGACAACUGCGGAAUUUGUUCCACUCUUUGUAGAGCCUGAGCCGCCUGCCUCCCGCCCAACCUCAAAUAGCCUGGAAAAAUGACAUCCGCCAACUCCACUUCCGCAACCACUAUUCUUUGCACAUGCAAACAAACCCGCUUUCACAUCUCUGAUCGUCCCAACUACCGCGAGCUUGACAUCUCAGGCCUCAACAUCACCAUCGUGCCCGGUGCCUCUUCCCCCUCGUCAACAACUACAAAGAAAGGGAAGGGUAAGGCUGGAGCAGAGGGUACCGAGAUCCUGAGCAAUGCCGACCUAAAGCUCAAGGCGGGCGCACGAUACGCUCUUGUCGGCCGCAACGGGGCUGGCAAAUCCACUUUGCUGAGGGCCAUCAGCAAGAAGCUUAUCCCCGGAAUACCGGAGGAGGUCAGAGUGGGAAUACUCCAACAGACUGGUAUACCUGACGACGCAGACGACGAUGAGUGGAAGGACGGAGGGCCCGAAACAGGAGGGCAGACAGUACUGGAGCAGGUGGUAGACCGAGCUACUGCUAAGGGUGAGGUGGAGAGGGACAUCAAACAAUUGACUAAAGGAGUCAACGAUCCUGACCCAUAUGGGACUCUGAGGGCUGUGCGGAAGUUGAAGUACGAGAGAAUGCAAAAGAAGCUGUUUGUCUUGGACAAGGACGCCAGUCUAAGGAGCGGAGCGAGGGGGUUACAGGCCAGAAAGGCGUUGGUGGAAUUUGAGAAGGAGGUUGAAAAAGCUGAAAAGAUGAAUGAUCAGCCAGAGGAGGAAAUCUCGGCCGAGAUACUGCAAGCAGAGAUCCAAGAGGCGGCAGAUAUGCUUGUGGAGCUGGAACUACAAGUCGAACCAACUCGGUUGGCUGACAUUGAGUCCCAGGCAAAGAAAAUCUUGACCGGCCUAGGGUUUACGGAUACUUACAUGGCCAGGCCCGCAAACACCCUCUCAGGAGGAUGGCAGAUGCGGAGUAACCUUGCCGUGGCUCUGCUUCAGGAGACAGACAUCCUGAUUCUGGACGAGCCGACCAAUUUUCUCGACCUUCUCGGUAUCAUCUGGCUUCAGAAGUACCUGGAGGGGCUGGAGGAUAUUCACCCUACACCUCCCACUCUAAUCUUGGUGUCCCACGAUCGCGACUUCACCUCCACGGUGUGCACUGAUCUGAUGAUACUCAAAGACAGGGGCCUCGCCUACUUCCACGGCGACCUGCCAACCUACGAGGCUGCCCAGGCCGAGCGGAAGCUCUACCUCACCAAGAUGAAAGACGCCCAAGACAAGCAGAAAGCCCACAUUCAAGACUCCAUCCAAAAAAAUAUGGCUGCGGGCCGGAAGAACGACGACCAGAACAAGCUCCGCCAGGCCAAGUCCCGUCAAAAGAAGCUCGACGACCGUUGGGGCAUGCAAGUUAACGCAAAGGGCCACAAAUUCAAGCUCAACCGUGACAUGGCUGGCUAUCACGAAUCGGCAAGAGAGGCAAUUGACAUCCCUAAAGAUGACAAGUGUGUGUCUAUCUCUUUGCCUCUUCCGCCAGACCUCCGCUUCCCCGGCCCGUUGAUAUCACUUGAGAAUGUCAGCUUCCGCUACAAGAUCAAAGGCAGGCCGGCUCACCUGGUUGUACCGACGCUCCAAGACAUCACCCUGUCUGUCUCCAUGGGCGACCGCAUUGGCAUUGUCGGUCUCAACGGUGCUGGCAAGUCGACACUCAUCCGGCUACUAGUCUCGGAUCCUACCUCGUCGACUUCUGGAUCGAUGUCCGGUGCAAUUCAGAAACACCCGCGGCUCAAGCUAGGGUAUUAUUCCCAGCAUGCAGUCACCAGCCUGCUAUCUCUUGGCCGGGCAACACCAUCUCUCACCGCUCUAUCUCUUUUAAUGUCCGAAACUGCUGGAGUGAUGGAAGAACCAGACGUGCGGGGACUGCUAGGAUCUCUCGGUCUCCCAGGCCGUCUGGCAUCUAAUGUGCCGCUGGCAAAACUUUCCGGUGGCCAGCUCGUCCGUUGCGAAUUGGCCAGGUUGCUCUGGAGUCACCCACACUGCCUGGUGCUGGAUGAACCGACAACUCAUCUUGACUACGAAACUGUCACGGCCCUGCGGGAAGCGCUGAGAUACUGGCCCGGCGCCGUUGUCUUGGUGUCCCACGACCGUUGGUUCGUCAAGGGUGCUGUGGAGAAUCUGAAGGAUGAGGAUGUGGACAGUGAUGGUGAAGCCAACGAUGGUGAGGAAGACGAGGAGGAGCAAAAAAGGAGGAGACUGGUGUAUAAGCUCGUUGCUGGGAAGGAAGGGGGCAAGAUGACGUUGCUUGAUAAGGGUGGUGUCAGCCAGUUUGAAGAGGGAGUGGAGAAGAAGGUGAGGAAGAUGAUGGCCACCUAGGCUUCGAGGUAGUUUGAAGUCCGAAU